GAACGGAAGGAAGAAGGAGUUCCGACGCCCGCCAUUCCCUCUGGGACCUGGGAAGCCUCCCCCUUCUGAGCCGGAGGUGGAAUUUCAACCAGAGUUCCGGUCUUUGCUUCUGAGACAGAAACUCAGAGAAAAGCGACUGAGAAAUGGUUCCUUCUCUGGUAAAUGUGCCCCAGGGUCCGUUGACGUUCAGGGAUGUGACUGUGGACCUCUCCCAGGAGGAAUGGGAAUGUCUGGACUCCGCUCAGAGAGCUUUGUACAUGGAUGUGAUGUUAGAGAAUUACAGCAAUCUAGUCUUUGUAGAAAACCACCGCAUAUAUGGAAAAUAUGAAAAAUCCCUCUUUCAAGGCCCAAAGCAUAUUAUCUGUCCGCAUGUGAAUAUCCAAGAGAAGUCUUAUAAAUGUAAUGAGCCUGGCAAACUGAUUCAUGAAUCUUCCCAGUGUAUACCUCAUGACACAAGUGAUACUGCAGGAGGCUACAAUCAGUACAGAAGUGGUAAGCACAAUGAUGCUUCUAUUGACUCCGCAACAAUAAGCAGACGUAAAAGUAGAGACUCCAGAGACAAACCUUACAAGUUUAAAGACUGUGUAAACUGUUCAAGUUUGUUUCCCAUCAUCAGUCAAAAUCAAAGAAUCUGCUCAACCCUCAGUACUCACCAGAGAAAUUCCCAAGAGAAACUCCACAGAUGUAAAGCUUGUGGCAAGUGCUUUUAUCAGCUACCUCAGGUUAAAUACCAUUUCAAAACCCAUACUGGAGAGAGACCUUAUAAAUGCAGUGAAUGUCACAAAUGCUUUAGCCAGCUCACACACCUGAGAAGCCACCAGACAAUUCAUACAGGGGAGAAACAUUACAAAUGUAACGAAUGUGGCAAAAGCUUUAGCCGGCUGACAUACCUGAGAACCCAUCAGAGAAUUCAUACAGGAGAAAAGCCUUAUCAAUGUAGUGAAUGUGACAAAUGCUUCAUCCAGAAGGCCCAACUUACAAUACAUCAGAGAAUUCAUACGGGAGAAAAACCUUACAAAUGCAGUGAAUGUGGGAAAUUCUUUACCUGUUGCUCAGGCCUUAGAAAACAUCAGAGAAUUCAUACAGGAGAGAAACCUUACAAAUGCAGUGAAUGUAAGAAAUCCUUUACCAGUGGCUCAGAUCUUCGAAGACAUCAGAAAAUUCAUACUGGAGAGAAACCUUACAAAUGCAGUGUUUGUGACAAAUGCUUUAUUCAGAAAGUCCAACUUAGAAUACAUCAGAGAAUUCAUACAGGGGAGGAGCCUUACAAGUGCAGUGAAUGUGUUAAGGUCUUUACCCACCUCUCAGGUCUAAGAAAGCAUCAGAAAACUCAUAGUAGGGAAGUCUCCAUUAGUAAAUAAUGUGGCAAGUGCUUUAUCCAAGUUCUGUUCUUAGGAACCAUUGCAGGAUCCACAGUAAAGAAUCAUUAUGAACAUGAGAAACUUCUGAAUUCCUGUAAGUAAUGUUCAAAUCUUAGAAAACAACAAGGAAAAAUUAUUAAAAUGUUACAGUGUGGGAAAUUUUUCAUUAAAACAUUCUGUCUUUUCAACCUGAAAUACUUCAUAAUAAAGACAAUAUGGAAAGGCCUGAAGAAUGUGCUGUUCUGUAGCAGUUUCCUGAAGACAAGAUGAUUAAGACAGGAAAUAAAAACCCCAAAAAUGA
This is a messenger RNA of Psammomys obesus (fat sand rat), 1662 nucleotides long. Its product is annotated as zinc finger protein 54-like. The coding region runs from base 144 to 1361 and encodes 405 amino acids. The transcript is spliced from 4 exons. The record is from RefSeq and is a predicted model, not a curated record. Gene Ontology annotation, molecular function: DNA-binding transcription factor activity; RNA polymerase II cis-regulatory region sequence-specific DNA binding. NCBI's taxonomy places the organism in Eukaryota, Metazoa, Chordata, Mammalia, Rodentia, Muridae. Gene Ontology annotation, biological process: regulation of transcription by RNA polymerase II.